UUGGGAUUGUCCCUUAUCGGCUUCCGCAGUUUCCACAGCAAUCAGCUUCGAAGUUGACUCUGACAAAAAAUUUUAACAUUCAAUUCUUCGAAGAAUAUCUUUGGUAUGUAAAAGUUACAUAGCUGACGUCCUAUAAUAGUAAAGGCGGUGUUUCACGGGACAAAUGCAACAACGAUUUCUCGCGGAAAAAUUGAACUCCUUGCAAAGAUGAUGUUAAACGAGACGAAUUUUACGCAACAUUCUAAAUUCGGGCAACAGUGUUGCAGGUUUUUUAAUGGCUUUCAAAAACCUGAAACAUGUCGCCGCAACGAAGUCUUGUUUUAAGUUGCCCUGUGCACCAUGUUACACGAUAUCGAUUUUCAACGCGAAAGAUGUUGCGUUAAGAUUUGGCGUUAAAAACAUCACCGUCAAAUCGAAACUAUCCACAUCACGAAAACAUUGGUUUAUCGGUGGGUUAAGUUGCGAACUGUGUUGGGAACGCGAAGCUAAAUUUACAACAGACUCAUUUAGAUAAACAAAUUGUGGGACUACUUACUGUCGACUGGGCCACUCGAUGGUAAAUCUUCUGACGUCUUUUCCAGUGGUGAAUAACAAGGGUCAUCAAGAAAGUCGACUGGAGCUCUGUGAUAUGAAGGUAUAAACUGAAAUAUACUUAUCUGAACAGCUCAACUAAAAUUUAUGGCUGGAAAGUGAAACAGAUACUAUUUAUGGGAAAUUUCCCAUGCUUUCUUCUUCCACAGCGCCAGCUUGGAAAAUGAUAUUUAAAGCUGUAGAGUUUCGGCUUUUGUCUCGAUCUCCACUGAGCUGAGUUAUCAUGAGUCAUGGAUCAGUUAAACACAGCAAAAUAAGGUUUAAGUUUAUAUAAGAAUGAGAAACUAUGGGAAAUAUUUGACUGCAUUUGAUCGGCUCAGUCAGGAGGCAGCUUGUGCACGGUUCAAAACCGUACUUCACGCUUUGCUUUUUUAUAUUUUGUCAAACUUUGAAAAUAGAAAACAGUUGUUUUCUUUUUAAACAACUUAAUGAGAGAAGGAGUUUGUACACAGCGCCUGCAUACGUCUGAAAACGCUGGCAGAGCGAAUAUGAAACCUGCUUACAACGGCAGCCAGUUGAAUGUCAAAGUGGUUAGUUUUCCCUCCGUUCUUUUUCUUUGUCGCCUCAUUUUGAAAUAUCUACUCGAUUUUUAUGACUGUUUAAUAAAAUCUAUAGCCACACAAUCUUUGCAUAGUUCAGACUUGCCAUUCUGAAAUUGAAAAUGUUCAGGAAGACUUGGAAUUCAAAUCGUUGUUUUGAUAUCAAACGCUCUUGGUCAGCUGAGAAUUUCAUGACCAGCUCACCACUGACAGAUUGUUGCUCAUAUGGAUCAUAUUCAGUGCUGAGUCGAAACUCGUGAACUUUCGUUUCAGCGCUGAGAUCGGCAGUUUUGUUUUGGAAAAAAACGAAAGAGUAUUGAAACGUGACAACAGGUUUCAGUUUAUCUGAGAAAGGUCAAACUGAACGUCGGUAAUUUGGCACUCAAAUUUGAAUGCCCAAGCCGUUUUCAUUCAUCGAUAUUUGGGACAAAUACGUUUAAAAUUCAGCUUCUAUGUACUUACUGCUCAAACGACAAAGAUUCUUUACCUUGUCGUGGCGAGCUAUUAACCUCGGUCAAGUACUUUCUUGUUGCUUCGCCAAAUUCGUAGACAACUUUCAAAAAGAGUCAUCGACAAGUAAACAUCUCGUGUAGAAGACCGGAUGAACACUUUACUCACAACAGCCUUUUGUUUUAAGGUGCAAUUAAUAUGUGGCACAAUAGUCAGAGACAUAUCAUGACUACGUGUUUAUUAAGCCCUUUUGUAAAACUUCGAAAAAGUAAUGGACUGUUGACAUUGUUUAUCUAGAUGGGCUUCAAUAAUAGACUUAGAUAAGACUGACCAAGCUGACAACCUAUCCACUUGGUUGUCAAGCUUCUUUAGAAAGCAAAACUGUUGUUAGAAGGAAACCAUAAAGCCGUAAUGGACCCGUGAGUUAUUUUUAUCAUCGUUAUGUUGCCUAAAGUCGUUCGCGGAUGUAAGCACUCUACCUCACGUUCUUCGUCGGUACUCAAGUCUUGAGCGCAGACAUUUUCGCUUUACGACCUGGAAUUUCGCUUGAGAAAAAUGACGCAAAAUGACGGGACAACUGUCCCGUCAUUUUCUCUUGAUUCUGGAUAAGUCUAAUAUCAUUGCUUCUGAUUCAGUCCUUCAUUUUCAGCUAAAGACCUACGUUUCUAUUUUACUCGACAUUCUUGCAAAACGGGGAAGGCUGGAAAAUGUAACCGAUAAGCGGACGUUUUCAGCCUAUCGUUUUGAAUACGUUUUCGUGCCUUUAACGCUUUCUCCAUAGUGGCCCUUACCUGAGAAAGGCCCGCCAGUGCAAAUUUUAAAAACACGUCUGCUGAUCAAAACUCGUCAUUCACGAAAUACUGAAGGCGCACGCCUGUAUUUGAAAAUGGUUUCAACUUCGCAUUUUUGUGGAGUUUCUAGAACAAAAGAAUGUUGUUGUUGUUGUUGUUUGAUAGAUUGAUCAGUGCUUUAUGUCAAGGCGAUCAGACGGUUCGCUCCUGGUUUCUCUCGACUUUUAUACUGGGUCGCGCCUUGCCGCCGCGGUGAUAGAAACCUCUAUCGAGCACACCGUAUUCUAAAUUAUUUUCUCAGACUGAAGACUCAGAAAGCUCUUACUAUUCAGCUAAAUUUUUAAUCACGAGGCAUAACUCGCGAACUACAAAAAUACCGAGAGAACAAGAAAAGAUAGUAAUUACGCAUUCUUUUUCUUCUGUUCUUUCACGCCUCCUUUGUGCACAUGUCCAAAGUCACGUGCGGAUGUAGGAGAGGCACGGCACGCUCUUGUAUUACCACUAUAACAGAAAUCCGACCUUUCGUUUGCUAAUUAUCAUACACUUCAUUAUUGCUUCGAGAAGUGAAAGCGUUUCCUGCCAGAACUUCAUCAACUAAGCAUGAAUCUCAACACAGUAGACGCCUUCAGCGUGGCUUUCGCCAUUACUGUUUUUUUAGUGUUCGCCAUGGCUACAUCCCUCGUAUCUUCUACUUUGUUUUACGCCGUUUACAAGGAGAGAAAGCUUCGUGUAUCUUCAGCUAUGCCGUUGAUGAAUCUGUGCGCUGCCGGACUUGUUCUGGGACUCGUUUCUGGACUGUUCACAUUGAUAUGCGAUGUUAUACAGGUCAACGAAGCCGCGGAGUUUCUACAGAGCGCGAGAUGUUUCGUGGAAGAGUAUUCAAUCAGUGUCUAUUUCCAGGCAUUGUUCAUUAUCAGUGCCACAAGAUACGGUUUGGUUCUAUGUGGAGAAAAGCUCUGCCGUGUGACUGUCAAACAAGCUGUAGUGUGUAUCAGUGUGACCUGGAUUAUUUCUGCAGUGUAUGCAGGUCUUGUGGCAUUUUACCGACAGGAAGGAAACGGCAGGCCUCACAUCACGCAUCCACGAGGUGUUGCGGCCGGACAAGUUACAUUCCUUGGCUUUCUGCAUUUCGGGGCGCUGUGUAUCUACGCUAACUUAGCUAUUUAUUUUCACCAGAAGAAGGAAAAUUUACCACCCGAUUUUUAUAGCUUAGGGUCGAGCAGCCGGAGAAUGGCAGAAAGGAACAUUCGCACAUCGGCCAAGAACAUUCAAAUGAUUGUCUUAAUCGUGGGAACGUUGUGCGCAUGUCACUUGCCAUACCUUGGCAUUGUUACCACUGCGAUGUUUACAGGUCAGCUGUCACACAGUGUCAAAGUGCUCGCAGUCGUUGUGAUGCAAAGCGGAAUUUUACUCAACCUUGUUAUUAACGGCUACCUUAACAAACGAUUCAAGCGAGUUAUCCGACCAAUGCUACACCGCUUGAUCGACAAAAUCACCAAACACAAGAACAGACGAAGACAGAUCAACGAGCUACUUCCUCAAAACAAUUUUUCGUCAACCAGGAUCAGCUUCAACAUCUCCCACGAGAGUUACGAGUUAACCCGCAGCAAACUUGCAUUCUUUUACCGCGGACCUCUCUUCUAUCCCCAGACCCACUCAAGUCUUUUAACUGUCGGGGCCUCGGUACGAUAGUUUCAAAGUCUCAAUUCUAGGUCCCGCUCGGCUUUGAUUGCGAGGAAGACGCCACUGAAGUUGUGGUUACUAGUUUUAUUGAAUGACACAAUAAGAUCAAGGCAAGUUUUGUAAUCUAUUUUAUCACUUUCAGUGUAUUUAUUGAUUCAAGUCAUUAAAGCUUAGUAUGGUAUUUUUAUUAUCAUCACUACAUUGUGGAGGUUUAGGUACAUCUACAUAUACCAUUACCCAUACACUAACCUAAAAACUGUAAGAUCACCGGCAGACAUUUUCAUCUCGGCAACGCAAAAACUUAAAGACAGUCCAUGGCAGAAAACAAGGAUCCAUUCUUCCUCGUUAACACCAGGUGAUUUAGCAGCUCUCGUAAGGUCUCACAUGAGUGGCUUGCUACCCUUUGAGAGAA
Molecule: messenger RNA, 4466 nt
Organism: Orbicella faveolata
Lineage: Eukaryota; Metazoa; Cnidaria; Anthozoa; Scleractinia; Merulinidae
Biological process (GO): neuropeptide signaling pathway
Cellular component (GO): plasma membrane
Molecular function (GO): neuropeptide receptor activity
Source: RefSeq, a predicted model, not a curated record